This is a messenger RNA of Telopea speciosissima, 768 nucleotides long. RefSeq lists its product as uncharacterized. The record is from RefSeq and is a predicted model, not a curated record. Bases 1 to 768 code for a protein of 255 amino acids. Lineage: Eukaryota; Viridiplantae; Streptophyta; Magnoliopsida; Proteales; Proteaceae. The transcript is spliced from 2 exons.
AUGCUGGAUAUAUGCAACCUUAUGGAGCUGGAGGCUCAUGGGCCUUUACACACCUGGAGUAAUAGGAGAGUAGGGAGUGCUAAUAUAAAGAUUAAGCUCGAUCAUGCCUUCUCUAAUCAAGAAUGGAGGAAGUUUUUCAUUGAUGUUGUAGUAAUAGUGCGCCCUUUAAUUGAGUCAGAUCAUCUACCAAUUUUAGUGGAAACGACGGGGGGUAAACCAACCGGGAAGCGCCCUUUCUGGUUCGAAAGAAGCAUUCAAGAAUAUCCACGUGAAAUUGAGAAGUGCCUUAGAGAAUUGGAGAUCUUGCAGGAUUGCCCACCAUCCACUUCAAAUCAAGCCCAAAUGAAGGAGAUUGAGGACCUACUCAAAGUAGAAUAUCAGAGGGAGGAAAUGCACUGGCAUCAGAAGUCAAGGAUACAUUGGCUAACCAGUGGAGAUCGCAACACGAGAUUCUUCCAUGCUUCCACUCUCCAAAGGCGGCAUAGAAACAAGAUCCUUAAGCUCAGAACUUUGACUGGGAAGUGGACAGAAUCAGAAAGGGAAGUAAUUACUGAAAUCAGCAACCAUUAUAAGGAUAUUUUCACAUCGAAGCAAAUUGAUAAUGAAGUUCUGCAGAUGGUGCUGCUGACUAUAAGCCCAUUAGUGGACAACGCAACAAAUGAGAUGCUUUGUAGAAUCGCAGACAAUGAUGAGAUUAAGCAAACAGUGUUUGCCAUGGCAUCUCUCAAAUCUCUGUGGCCAGACGGGCUCCCUCCAACGUUCUUCUAG